Molecule: messenger RNA, 558 nt
Organism: Cladophialophora carrionii CBS 160.54
Lineage: Eukaryota; Fungi; Ascomycota; Eurotiomycetes; Chaetothyriales; Herpotrichiellaceae
Exons: 2
Coding region: 1-558 (185 amino acids)
Biological process (GO): copper ion transmembrane transport; intracellular copper ion homeostasis
Cellular component (GO): plasma membrane
Molecular function (GO): copper ion transmembrane transporter activity
Source: RefSeq, a predicted model, not a curated record
AUGGACAUGUCAUCCCACGACUCGGAUUCCAUGGAUAUGCAGUCCAUGUCCAUGCCCAUGGUGUUCACGACAUCGCACCACACGCCUCUCUACGGCACGGGGUGGACGCCCUCGACGGGCGGGGCCUACGCCGGGACGUGCAUCUUCCUCGUCUUCCUGGCCAUCCUGCUGCGCCUGCUCUUCGCGGGCAAGAGCGUGCUCGAACAGCGCUGGGCCAUCGCGGCGCGGAAUCGCCGCUACGUCCGCGUCCAGGGCCGGACGACCGAGGCCGGCCGCAUCGACCAGGAUCCCGAUGUCAAGACUGGCUCCCUCAUCACCGUCAACGGCGUGGAGGAGCAUGUCAAGGUCGUGCAGGCCCGGACCCAGUCCACGCCCUUUCGGUUGUCGGUGGACGUCCCGCGAGCCGUGCUGACGACCCUCAUCGCCGCGCUGUCGUACUUGCUGAUGUUGGCCGUCAUGUCGUACAAUGUCGGAUAUUUCCUCUCGGUGCUUCUAGGUGUUUUCUUGGGCGAACUGGCCGUGGGACGAUACGUGCAGAAUGAUGACCACGUCCACUAG